Molecule: messenger RNA, 870 nt
Organism: Caenorhabditis briggsae
Lineage: Eukaryota; Metazoa; Nematoda; Chromadorea; Rhabditida; Rhabditidae
Exons: 5
Coding region: 1-870 (289 amino acids)
Source: RefSeq, a predicted model, not a curated record
AUGAAAAUUCAUUUAAUUUCUCUAAUUGAUAAGAACCAAACGAAAAGUGAAGCUUUCGAAAAUUUCGGUGAUAGUUUUAUCAGUUCCUCUUAUCAUGGAGUAUCUUCAGCGUUAUUACUUUUGUUUUAUAUUAAAACGGUUUAUGAGAAAAAGAUCGAAAAGUUCAAAUAUUUUCUGGGAUUCCAUAUUUUCAUGUACUUCAUAAUCUACUCAAUUAUCAUUUCAUUUUUCAAUGGAUUUAUUAAAAUUCCAAUUCUAAUAAUUCAUCAUGUAUCUCUAAUUUCAGCUAGAUUAUUUAUAUUUGCAGCUGAUUUUAUUAUUUUAUCCUUAAAUUUCAAAAAAUUAAUAUUGCUCACUUUUGAUCUUUAUGAUCGAGUGAAUUUGAAAAAAAUUGAUUUUGCUUAUUUUUUGGUUUGCCUUGUCUUGAAAUUUUUCAGCCCGCUUUAUACUGUUUCAAUAGAAAUCUCAGAUUUUACAAUUGAAUUCAACAUUUUGGAGCCUAUUCUAGUAUUUUCCAACCUUAUUUUAAUCAUUAUCACAAUUAUAAAAUGGAAAAUAAAUCAAAAAAUAAGAAUUCAGAAGACAAUUUCAAUUCUACUUCAUUCAACGUUAUCAAUCGGUUGUAUUAUUAUUGCUCAGUCUAUUACAAUCUUCAAAAUCAUCGACGGAUCAAUUCGUUCUGAUGGGAAUCGAAUCCGCAACGCGCGACUGAUAGACAAUCGCGUUCACCUCUACACCACACGGCGUCUGUCGUCUAGUGCCACUAAAACGAUUAUGAAACGAGGAGUCGGCGCCGCUUGGAAGAACGGUCGCGUUCUCACUUGUACAGUAACAGGGAGUUUUGGUUUGGUGUCCAUUGUUAUUUUCUGA